AAAUACACACAGUCAAAGUGUCUUUUGCUCUCUCGCUCUCAAUGAGAGUCUAGUAGAAAAAGGUGACUAAAUUUAUGAUUGAGUUCGAUCGCGUUUUGAAACCGCAUUAAAAAAGUGAAUCGAUCCGCAAUUGGAUGGUUUAGUUAGUUGUCGACAUCGGUCGUGGUAACGUGUUUCGCUAGUUGCCCAAUCGAAUAAAUGCAAAAAUAUUUAUAUAAAUAAGAAUUAAAACCGAAUGGAAUUUGUUUUGUGUUUAGCCGAAAAGAAAUAAUAAUUUAUUUGUUUUGUGCCUGUGACGAAGGAAUUGUGUGUGCGUAUUUUCGUGUUUGGAUCUUCGAUUUACUUUCGUGGGUGUUGCAGUCGAGCAAAGAGAAAAUAUUUUGUAAAUUUGAUUUAGUCCAAAGUAAAAGAUUCCAAAAAUGUCUUCGUCAGUUAAUUUGCGAACAAUUUAUGCAUUUGCACGGGAAAUGUAUCCGAAAAAGGUCACCACAAACAUAGAGUAUGGAACAGCCGGAUUUCGUACAAAGGCCGAUAAAUUGGAUUAUGUGAUGUAUCGAAUGGGUCUGUUGGCGACAUUGCGAUCACGUGUAAAAGGUGGCCAAACGAUUGGUGUUAUGAUAACCGCAUCGCACAAUCCAGAACCAGAUAAUGGUGUGAAAUUAAUCGAUCCAAGAGGUGAAAUGUUGGAAAAUAGUUGGGAACAACUUGCUACGGAUUUGGCAAACGUCAGUGACAAAGAUUUACAAAGUGAAGUGGAGAAAGUCAUUCAAACGCACAACAUUGAUAUGGGCUCAGCGUCAUCGGUGUUCGUUGGUAUGGAUAAUCGAUACCAUAGCCCUGGUUUGUUGAAAGCCGUUUCAGAUGGUGUUCUAGCGCUGAAAGGAAAUGUUAAAUCGUUUGGUAUUGUUACCACGCCGAUGUUACACUACAUGGUACUUUGUUCAAAUUCAUGCGGCGCGUAUGGCACACCGACCGAAGAAGGAUAUUAUCAAAAACUAAUAACUGCAUUCAGAGCAUUGCGCGGAUCAGAAUGCGAACGUGGCAAUUACAAAAAUCAAUUGCUAUUCGAUGGUUCAAAUGGUGUUGGUGCACGGAAAAUGCUACAGUUUCUCAAACGAAUGAAUGAUGAACUCAAUGUCACUGUUUAUAAUCAAGGAGAAGGAAAAAUCAAUGAAAAUUGUGGUGCCGAUUAUGUAAAAAUCGGCCAAACCUUGCCCAUUGGAACACCUGAUUCGGAACCAUACACAAGAUGCGUUUCGAUUGAUGGCGAUGCUGAUCGUGUUGUGUACUUUUUCACAGAUGAAAAGAAGAAAUUUCAUUUGCUCGAUGGGGAUCGGAUCGCCACUUUGUAUGCUGGAUAUUUGAUGGACCUGGUUACCAAAUGCGAAAUUGACUUGAAAUUGGGAAUUGUACAAACGGCUUAUGCCAAUGGCGGCUCAACCGAUUACAUCGAAAAAGAGCUGAAAGUUCCAGUUGCUUGUGUGCCAACGGGUGUAAAACAUUUGCAUCACAAAGCACUCGAAUAUGAUAUUGGGGUGUACUUCGAAGCAAAUGGACAUGGAACGAUUGUUUUUAGUGAACAUACCAAGGAAUCUGUGCGUGCCGUAGCUGAUAAUUCAGAAUUGAAUGAAGAACAAAUUGAAGCAGCUAAAAAAUUGUUAAGCACCAUCGAAGUAAUCAACGAAACCGUUGGUGAUGCCAUUUCCGAUAUGUUUUUAGUGGAGAUAAUUUUACAAUCAAACGGAUGGGAUGUGAAAGAUUGGUACAAUACAUACACGGAUCUUCCAAAUUUACAAAAGAAAAUCUGUGUGGCCAAUCGAAACAUCAUCACAACCACCGACGCUGAACGAAAGGUUGUAACACCAGAAGGAUUACAAAAUGGCAUUGAUGAAAUUGUUGCAAAGUACCCACGUGGAAGAUCAUUUGUAAGACCGUCAGGCACUGAAGAUAUUGUGCGGGUUUAUGCUGAAGCUGCCACCAAUGAGGAUGUUGAACAUCUGGUAGCUGAAGUCUCACAGCUUGUGUAUGGACUGGCCGGCGGAAUUGGACCAGAACUAAACAGUACUGCCAAUGGAUUACCAAAUUAAAUAAAACCCCUUUUGGCCUUUCAUUUACUCGAAAAAAGAGAAACUCUUUUAUGAUAAAAAUAUUUUUUGCUUAUAACUAUUGGACCAUGAAGUUUUCCAUUGUUCAUCUUUUUAUACUUGGUGACUAAAAAAUUCAUACUCAACAGAAAAAAAAAACAAAUAAUUCUUAACUUAAUUUCACACAAAAGCAAUGUUUACCCGAGCUCUUGGGGUUUUGCGGUUUCGUUUAAUUUUCAUAAAAAAAAAGAAAAUUCGAAAUAAAUAAUAUUAUACGUAUAGGAA
Contarinia nasturtii (swede midge) is the source of this 2369-nucleotide messenger RNA. It is a transcript of the gene nst, whose product is annotated as phosphoacetylglucosamine mutase. The transcript has 9 exons. Gene Ontology annotation, molecular function: phosphoacetylglucosamine mutase activity; magnesium ion binding. Gene Ontology annotation, biological process: carbohydrate metabolic process; UDP-N-acetylglucosamine biosynthetic process. Bases 420 to 2087 code for a protein of 555 amino acids. NCBI's taxonomy places the organism in Eukaryota, Metazoa, Arthropoda, Insecta, Diptera, Cecidomyiidae. The record is from RefSeq and is a predicted model, not a curated record.